This is a messenger RNA of Fundulus heteroclitus (mummichog), 2547 nucleotides long. It is a transcript of the gene cnga4, whose product is annotated as cyclic nucleotide gated channel subunit alpha 4. The coding region runs from base 119 to 2257 and encodes 712 amino acids. Gene Ontology annotation, biological process: monoatomic cation transmembrane transport. Gene Ontology annotation, cellular component: plasma membrane; intracellular cyclic nucleotide activated cation channel complex. Gene Ontology annotation, molecular function: protein-containing complex binding; intracellularly cGMP-activated cation channel activity; cGMP binding. The transcript has 7 exons. NCBI's taxonomy places the organism in Eukaryota, Metazoa, Chordata, Actinopteri, Cyprinodontiformes, Fundulidae. The record is from RefSeq and is a predicted model, not a curated record.
UAUCGGGUCAGCUAGAAACACUUCUGCCCGAUGCAUAGCGGCCACCUCUAAACAGCUGAGAAACAUUUGUUUGUAAAGCGAAGAUCACAACAACAACAAAAAAAAAAAGAUUCUGUAAAUGGAUAAUUUAGGUAACGUUAGUGUCAAGUCGAACCGAUGGCGUAGACUGCUCAGGUGGCAUGGACAAAAGAUGAAUGAGGAGGGCAAAGAUGGAGGCAAGGAUGGAGAGAAAAAAAACUCCUUUUGGAACAAGAAGUUUAACUUCAAUUGGAGAGAGUGGACUAUUGAUCCUGCAGAGCAUUUUUACUACAUCUGGUUACAAGUGAUGAUAGUGCCCAUUGUCUACAACUGGGUAAUCAUCAUCUUAAGGACCUGCUUCACAACGAUUGGGCUGAACUAUCUUCCUGUGUGGCUCACGCUGGACUAUGUGUCAGACCUCAUGUAUGCCGCUGAUAUGACCGUCACUCUUCAUACUGGCUUCCUGGAUCAAGGAAUCCUCAUCACGAACCUGACUCGCUUGAGGAAGCGCUACCUGCACUCCAAACAGUUCCUGUGGGACUUUGUUUCCCUGCUGCCCACUGACUUCCUCUACUUUGCCUUUGGCAUUGAAACUCCCUUAGUGAGGAUCAACCGCCUUCUGCGUAUUCCACGGCUCAGUGAGGCCUUAGAUCGCAUGGAGACAAGAACCUCCUACCCCAACACUUUCCGCAUCACAAAGCUCAUGAUCUACAUCUUUGUGCUGAUUCACUGGAAUGCCUGCCUCUACUUUGCACUGUCUAAUUACAUUGGCUUUGGAAGUGAUCGCUGGGUCUACCCCAACAUCUCCAACCCGACGUUUGCCUCCAUGCGGCGCCAGUACUUUUAUUGCUUCUGGUUCUCGGCCCAGAUUUUCACCACCGUAGGGGACACCCCUCUGCCAAGCAGGGAGGAGGAGUACUUAUUCAUGAUUGCAGACCUGCUUAUAGCUGUGCUGGUGUUCGCAUCCAUCGUUGGGAAUGUUGGGAAUGUCAUCACGAGCUUGAGGGACAGAGACAAUGUCUUUUUCCCCAACCAUGAGUUGGUAAAAGCGUACCUGCGUAGCCACCACAUUAGCAAGGAACUUCGCCAGCGCAUCGACAACUGGUAUCAGCAUCUUCACAUCAACAAGAAGAUCAUGCGGGAGAAUGAAAUCCUGCAACAGCUGCCGUUACACAUGAGAACAGAGAUCGCCGUCAGCGUCCACCUUCCAACACUUACUAAAGUUACCAUCUUCCAGAACUGUGAGACGAGUCUGCUGGAGGAGCUGGUCCUUAAACUCACACCUCAGGUGUUCAGCCCAGGAGAAUAUGUUUGCAGGAAGGGAGAUGUGGGUCAUGAAAUGUACAUCAUCAAAGAAGGGAAACUGGCAGUUGUGGCAGAUGAUGGUGUCACAGAAUUUGCCGUGCUGGGUGCGGGAAAUUUCUUUGGAGAAAUUAGUAUCCUAAACAUCAAAGGUAACAAGUUGGGUAACCGUCGCACUGCCAACAUCAAAAGCAUCGGCCACUCUGACCUGUUCAGCCUGUCCAAAGAGGACUUGACUGAUGUGCUGUCUGAGUUUCCUGCAGCCAAGCGUCACCUGGAGGAGAAAGGCCGGCAGAUCCUUGUCAAGAUGGGCAUGUUGGAAGAAAGGACUGACGUGGUGGAGCCGGAGGCCGAAAAAGUUGAAACAAAGAUAAAAAGGCUGGAGAGCAUCCUGGAAGAACUGCAGACCAAACUAGCUCGUCUCAUGGUGGAGUUGGAGUCAAGCAACAGGAAGAUGAGGGCCAGAGUGGAGCAGCUGGAGCUGCGGGUUGCAAUGCUGGAUACUCAGCUGCCACAUGAUGGACAAGGAGGAGAGGGAUCACUGGGAAGAGAAGAGGGUGUUGGAGGAGAAGCUGACUGGGUGCGAGAGGAGGCAGAGGGAGAGGAGGAGAAGGAUGUAGAUGAAAAGGGGAAAACACAUGAUGAUGAUGAUGACGUGACUAAGGAAGGGGACGGCGAGAGCACUAAAAGUGCAAAGGACGAAGGUGACAGAGUAAUGGAGGGAAAUAAAUUUGUCAUGAAGGAUGCAAACAGUCUGAAAGAUAAUAUACAUGAUGGAAAGAAAAUCAGAGAAAAAGCAGACGACAGGCCUGGGAAAGGUGACGGAGCUGAGAUUGAAUCAAAUACUGAAAAAGGAGACACAUCUGGUGAAGGAGAAGAUGAGGAGAGCACAACAAAGACCAAAAGAGAAUCGGAUGAAAAAUCAACACAGGACUGAGAUUAAAACUAUAUAUAUAUAUAUUUUUAUAUAUAUAUAUAUACACACACACACACACGUUUGCAGAGGGCAGUGUGCAUGAAACGUUUGUGAAGGACCACGGAGAGGAAUAUUCUAAAUAUAUCGUGGAGGCUUUUUCACCUCACUAAAAAUACCGCUGCAAUACAUCAACCAUCCGCUAGAUGACAGCAUUGAAUUUCCCCGCAAUUUCCCGCAAGACAAAUUUAACACCUUAACUUAUUGUAACAUUCUGUCGUGUUUCUCGGUGCGUCACAAAAAUCCCAUAUGUG